Molecule: messenger RNA, 712 nt
Organism: Morus notabilis
Lineage: Eukaryota; Viridiplantae; Streptophyta; Magnoliopsida; Rosales; Moraceae
Exons: 5
Coding region: 83-712 (209 amino acids)
Source: RefSeq, a predicted model, not a curated record
CCCACCAAAUCUAUAUGCGUAUCUGACCAACAGUGAUAGAGACGUCAAACAUGAGAGCUGCUUCUUUGACAACAAGAUAGCUAUGAAAGAGACCAUUGGAAUCAAGCGUCCUCAUGCACCAAACUAUGAUAAGAAUUACAUUAUAGUGCCGAGAUGGCUAAGUGUCAUGUACAACACCAUAUUCUUCAGCACCUGCAUACUUCAUCCGAAUUCGAAGAAGAACGAUUCCGACCAUUUCUGCAUCGAUUGUCUUCUCCCUUUGUGCUUCAAUUGUCUCCCUUCUCAUGUGUGUCACAAGCAUAUUAAGAUUCGAAGAUACAUUUACAGUGAUGUGAUUAAUCGGCAAGACUUGUGCAAGCUCUUCAAUUGUUCCGGUAUACAGACGUAUCAUACAAAUAAAGCCAAAGUGGUAUUCUUGAAGCAACGACGAAAACAACAGCAACAACAACAAAAUAGUUCAAAGGAAUACAGAUGUAUAAUCUGCCACAGGAGUUUGCAGGAUAAUUCACGCUAUUGCAGUAUAGCUUGCAAGGUUUCAGCGAUAUACGGAGAUGACCGCAAGCGAAGAAUCGCCUACAAGGAUAAAGAUGGAGACCUAAAGUACUGUUUUCAAGAGGGAACUGAUCAUGAAGAAUACCUUGCUAAUUUACCAUUUCCAAAGAGGCACAAACUAAGAAGAAAAGGAGUUCCUCUACGCUCUCCCUUGUUCUGA